GUCUAGCGUGAAUUAGAUCUACUUCCCUCCUCCUCUCUAGUCUCUACCCCUUCUCACUCUUGUCCCACCCUAUUUCUCUCUCGCACUUGCUUGCUCUCUCACAUUCGAACUUUCACCUAGACAACACCUAACAACAACGUCUGCGUCAGCAUCAAGGCUUAUCUUUAGAUAAGACAACACGUUGUGGGGUGUCUUUUUCUCAUAUCUGAUAGUUCAUGCAAGUUUUGGUCUAUUGGCCAUGUAUGAGUCACUAGAGGUUUCAUGUUUUGUGGAAAAGAGCAAUUCAUUUAUGAUCUUCCCAUUCGACUUGGAAAGUGUAUCAAAUCAAAAUUUUAUGCAGAUGCGGUCAAGUUUUUAUUGGAGCCACACCAAUUUUUAAGGCAUAUGGGGACUCAUCCUUCCAUGAUUGCAAGAGAACAUCCGAAGAAGCAAUGAGUAUAGUUACAAAGAAACUUCAGGAGAAGGCUCUUCCAGUGCAACAAUGCUCUUGCUUCCCAAAAGAACAUACCAACCCAACUACAUCAAGCGUAAGAGAACCCAUGGAUUCUUUGCUCAUUGUUGGAGAAGAUUUACAAGAGUUUGGACAUUACCCGAACGUUGCAUUUCAUGGUGCCUUGUCCCAUGCUUACAUUUCCUUUUAUCUGCUGAGUAAAAGUCUCGGAAAGUCGGGCUCACACUUUCAUCCAGACAGCAACUUGUUUGUCCCUUGUGAGAAGAAAGAUGUGAUCACGUUCAUGCUCUAUUGGGCAAAAAUGGUGGGAUUGUCUAAUUGUGCAUUUGUAUAAUGAAGGUUGUUGCUUAUGAUUUUGGGAUCAAGCACAACAUACUAAGGUGCUUGGCAUCUUACGAAUGUGAAAUAAUAGUUGUCCCUUCAACAUGGCUAGCUUCAAAGACACUAGAGAUGAAUCCAGAUGGAGUUCUUUUUAGCAAUGGCCAAGGAGAUCCAAUGGCAUUGUAAAGGGAACAUCUCUUGUACAAACCAAGAAUUUAUCAAUUUGAA
Nelumbo nucifera (sacred lotus) is the source of this 1000-nucleotide messenger RNA. RefSeq lists its product as uncharacterized. NCBI's taxonomy places the organism in Eukaryota, Viridiplantae, Streptophyta, Magnoliopsida, Proteales, Nelumbonaceae. The record is from RefSeq and is a predicted model, not a curated record.